This is a messenger RNA of Cynoglossus semilaevis (tongue sole), 1882 nucleotides long. RefSeq names its product cryptochrome-1-like. Gene Ontology annotation, cellular component: cytoplasm; nucleus. The record is from RefSeq and is a predicted model, not a curated record. NCBI's taxonomy places the organism in Eukaryota, Metazoa, Chordata, Actinopteri, Pleuronectiformes, Cynoglossidae. Gene Ontology annotation, molecular function: deoxyribodipyrimidine photo-lyase activity; DNA binding; FAD binding. Gene Ontology annotation, biological process: entrainment of circadian clock by photoperiod; circadian regulation of gene expression.
UGGAUGACUUGUCUGAUGACGUAGAGCGACUUCCUGUUUUGUAACGCACAUGGUCAUGACUCACAACUGUAUCCACUGGUUUCGUAAGGGACUCAGGCUGCAUGACAACCCAGCUCUGGUGUCUGCUCUCAGGGACUGUAAAGAUCUGUACCCCGUGUUCGUCCUGGACCCACAUCUCUACAACAGUGACCACAUGGGCAUCAACCGCUGGAGGUUCCUGGUUGGAUGUCUUCAUGACCUGGACUGCAGCCUGAGGAAACUGAAAUCCAGACUUUUUGUACUCCGAGGCCACCCAGAGGAUGUGUUUCCUGAACUGUUCAAAAAGUGGGACGUGACCAAGUUGACGUACGAGUACGACACGGAGCCCUACAGCCUGAGCCGCGACGGGAAAGUGACAGAACUGGCCGAACGCCACGGAGUGGAAGUGGUUUACAAAAUCUCACACACGCUGUACGACAUGGACAGGGUUAUUGAAGAAAACAACGGGAAGGCUCCGCUCACCUACAACCGAAUGCAGGCCAUAUUGAAAAGUCUGGGACCCCCAAAGAAACCAGUUCCUGCCCCGACCCUGGAAGACAUGAACGAGAUAAAGACGCCUUACACAGAAAACCAUGAAGAGGAAUAUGGGAUUCCACCACUAGGGGAGCUCUGCGAGGACACUGCAGCACCUGGUGAAGAGAAGUUUCCAGGAGGAGAAGAGGAGGCUCUGAGGAGACUGGAUGAACACAUGAAACGAACAGCGUGGGUGUGUAAGUUUGAGAAACCCCAGACGUCACCCAACUCUCUGAGCCCCAGCACCACGGUCCUCAGCCCCUACGUCACCUUUGGCUGCUUGUCCGCACGGACCUUCUGGUGGAGGCUGGCGGGGGGCUACCAGGGGAACAAACACUCCAGUCCUCCAGUUUCCCUUCAUGGUCAGUUGCUGUGGAGAGAGUUCUACUACGCUGCCAGUGUGGGGAUCCCAAACUUCAACAAGAUGGUGGGCAACCCUGUCUGUACCCAGGUGGACUGGGACUCUAACCCUGAACUCCUAGCUGCCUGGAGAGAGGCUCGAACUGGUUUCCCUUUUAUUGAUGCCAUCAUGACUCAGCUGAGACAGGAGGGCUGGAUCCAUCACCUGGCCAGACAUGCUGUGGCCUGUUUCCUCACCAGAGGAGACCUGUGGAUCAACUGGGAGGAAGGACAAAAGGUGUUCGAGAAGCUUCUGUUGGACGGAGACUGGGCUCUGAAUGCUGGGAACUGGCUGUGGCUCUCGGCCAGUGCCUUUUUCCACCAGUUCUUCAGGGUUUACUCUCCUGUGGCCUUUGGCAAAAAGACGGACAAAAAUGGAGACUACAUCAAGAAGUACCUCCCUCUGCUGAAGAAGUUAUACAUCUACGAGCCGUGGAAAGCUCCUUGCAGCGUCCAGCAGGCAGCAGGAUGCAUUGUGGGUAAGGACUAUCCACAGCCUAUCGUGAAGCAUGAAGAAAUCCACAAGAAGAACAUCCAGAGGAUGAAGCUGGCCUAUGCCAAGAGGUCGUCGGACGCCGCCGUGUCGCCCAACAAAAAACAAGGUCUGAAACGUAAGGCCUCAUCAGUCGCCGACCUGCUGCAGAGCAAAGGCAAGAAAAAGUAACGACACAAACACUGUAGUUCACUCUGCUACAGUCGUAAUAACUGUCAACAGUACAGCGUCACCUAAAAUGUUUGUUUUCUAUUUGAAUCCUUAUUUUUUCAUGUUACAAGGAUUGGGCUGUAGUUCAUAUCUCCCAGGUCAAAGGUCAAAUAAAUAUACAAACUGUCAUUAAAUGUAUGUGAAAUACUUUUUUUGUAUCACUAUGUGCUUUUUGGACUGAUGUCCGAUGAUGUGAGUUUUUUAUGUGUUUUUUCAAUUAAAAAGUAC